Notodromas monacha is the source of this 2069-nucleotide messenger RNA. The record is from the annotation of a GenBank genome assembly. Lineage: Eukaryota; Metazoa; Arthropoda; Ostracoda; Podocopida; Cyprididae.
GUUCGAUGUAUAUCAAUCGAUCGAAUGCAAUUUUUUUUGUAGAAUGCCUAGAAGAAAUGAGUCUGAUGAUUGGAGACCACUCCUUGCGAGUUUGUGGUGCCACCCCGGCCGUGGCGUUGAAAGAAAUCGCUAAACAGAUAGCUGACCGAGACAACAGCGUUCGUAACGCCGCUCUGAACGCUGUGGUGCAGGCAUAUUUCCAAGCAGGCGAAAAAAUUUAUCGUAUGGUUGGCGCCUUGGCGGAGAAGGAUAUGAGCAUGCUGGAAGAGCGGAUCAAGCGGGCUCAGAAGACUAGACCAGCGGUAGGUGAUGCGACGAUUUGCAUGGAUAAUCGCGGAGCAGUUCCAAAUCUGGCGUCUCCCACGAGUGACUUGAAUGCGACUCGUUCCGUGACGCAUCGAAGCGGCGGAGGUGGUAAAACUCGACCGCAGUCGGCAAUAUUUCCAUCGCACCAGUCUCCGACUUCACCGAAUGCUCACGCCCGCGAAGAGAAACACAUGUCGCCGCCACCGGGGGUUGGCAAGAAGGUGUCACGUUUCGGCGAACUGGGAGACUUCAAGCUCGGCCCAAUCGAGAUGCGGAGAGACAAACUGUAUCCCGAUCUAGCUGAGGUUCCGGAUUUGGGUAUGGACAUGAGCAUGUCCAUGGAGGUGCAGACUGCUACGAAGCAUUUUCUGGGCGCCGGGAACGGAGGUUCAUUUGCUGCCGGGACUGCCACUACGUUGACGUCGAAGACCGCAGCAAUUUCGUCAGGAACCGCAACUGUCAACUCUUUGCUGAGAGACAUGUCGUCUAGUGAUGCUGAAACAUGCCGAGCCGCCUUGUGCGGAAUGCUUAUGAUCGUUCGAUCCCGGGAAUCUCAUAGGGACGUCCUUCCAUUGUGUACUCUGACGCUUUUCCGAGAGUUUGGGAAUGGAGCCAUUAUUGAGGGUGAUAAACGAAGUCAGACUUUAAUGGAUAUCGUCAUGCGAUUGUUGUGGAAGAUUUUCCAAGCUAUGCCGAAUAUGAUUUCAAGAUAUGACUGCGAUCCAAUUUUGCGAGAGAUCGAUCUUUACUAUCGAACAUUUCCACGAAAUUAUUGGGCGGACAAAGAAAAAAAAGAUCGGCUGCCAAUAAAGACCGUUCUCACCCUCCUUACUACGUUGUGUAAAGAACGACUGAGCUCAGUUUUGACCUGUCUCCGGCAACAUCCCGAAUACAGAAGUACAGAGAUGGGUAGGAUCAUUGAGAAGUUCGAAAAGGAGCGUCAGAAGAAAUUUUCUGCUGGGGAUGCAAAUGUUGGUAUGGACGACGGAUCACGAACAUUAUCUCGUGCAGCCCACAACGAACUGACGAGAAUAUUCCAGAAAAUCGGUGAUAAAGAAGAGUCAAACGAGGGUCUCAGAUUGCUCCACGCGUUUCGCGAAAGGCAUCCCGAAGCUGAUCUUGAGCCAUUUUUAGUCAAGUCCUCCAUAUUUUUCAAGCAAUACAUUGAAGAUGGCCUGGGUAAAUUGGACGAAGAGAAGCGGCUAACGAGUUGUGAACAAGCUGGUGCCAUGAGUGGGGAUGAUCUGCUGAGUCCCCUUGAUCCAAGUUUAGCUGAAGGAGGGGAUGUGGAAGACCCUGCAUUGUAUUUCGCGAAGAUCAAGAAUUUGCGUGCCCGUUUGGGGCUGAAGUCAAGUCCUUUGGCGGAGAAUGGCGCUUCAUCCGCCAACAAUGAUUCCCCCACUGAUGAACAGCGUGGCGUAAAUUCAGGACGACGAUCCAAUUCCAGUUCUGACAAAUCAGAAUCUGCUGGAGGGUUGUCGCGAGAAUCUCCUGGUGAUGAGAACAGAGAAAUAUUGGCGCCUAUGACAAGAGAAGAACCUGUGCAACCUACUGUUCCUGAAAACAUUGACAGCAUAAUGCGGCGAUUUCAAUUGAUCAAGCGCGGCGAAUUGAAGUGAGUGACUGUAGCUGAAGCUGUUGACGAUGUUGAUGAUCAUACUGAUCAAAACUGUAUAGCCGUGCUACAUUUAAUUGCUCUCUGUGUUGAUUGUGUACUGAUUUUUCCAUUUGUAGCAAAUUAAAUGCGCUAUAAUUAUUGUGUA